AAUUUUUGUUCCCAUAUCAUUAUAAAUCUCCCCCCCAUUCAACAAUCAAGCUGCCCUAAAGCGCCUCCUUUCCUGGAAAACUCUUCUCCGCUGCCUGCUGGAACUUCUAUUUAUUGAUCCGUUUUUGGGUUGUUUUUUUUAACCCUCUCACACACACACACACACACACCGACACCGCCAGGCUUACCUCAUGGAUUUGUAUCAGAUUGGAUAUUUGAUGUGUGUGUGGCUGUCCAGCUCGCGGGUGCUUGGAGGCUAUCCCAUCUGGUGGUCGCUGGCUCUCGGGCAGCAGUACUCGUCUCUGGGCUCCCAACCCAUCCUCUGCGGCUCCAUCCCCGGCCUGGUGCCCAAGCAGCUGCGCUUCUGUCGAAACUACAUCGAGAUCAUGCCCAGCGUGGCGGAGGGGGUCAAGCUGGGGAUCCAGGAGUGCCAACACCAGUUCAGGGGCCGACGGUGGAACUGCACCACUAUCAAGGACAACUUGGCCAUCUUCGGCCCCGUGCUGGAUAAAGCCACCAGAGAGUCGGCGUUCGUCCACGCCAUAGCUUCGGCGGGCGUGGCAUUCGCUGUGACGCGCUCCUGCGCCGAGGGCACGUCCACCAUGUGCGGCUGCGACUCGCACCACAAGGGCCCCCCCGGCGAGGGCUGGAAGUGGGGCGGCUGCAGCGAGGACGCGGAGUUUGGCGUGCUGGUGUCCAGGGAGUUCGCCGACGCCAGGGAGAACCGCCCGGACGCCCGCUCGGCGAUGAACCGACACAACAACGAGGCGGGCCGCUCGACCAUCCUCGACCACAUGCACCUGCGCUGCAAAUGCCACGGCCUGUCGGGCAGCUGCGAGGUGAAGACGUGCUGGUGGGCGCAGCCCGACUUCCGCAUGCUGGGCGACUACCUGAAGGACAAGUACGACAGCGCCUCGGAGAUGGUGGUGGAGAAGCACCGCGAGUCCCGCGGUUGGGUGGAGACCCUGCGCGUCAAGUACAACUUCUUCAAGCACCCCACCGAGCGCGACCUGGUCUACUACGAGGGCUCGCCCAACUUCUGCGAGCCCAACCCGGAGACCGGCUCCUUCGGGACGCGCGACCGGGCCUGCAACGUGUCGUCGCACGGCAUCGAGGGCUGCGACCUGCUGUGCUGCGGCCGCGGCCACAACACCCGGACUGAGAAACGCAAGGAGAAGUGCCACUGCAUCUUCCACUGGUGCUGCUACGUCAGCUGCCAGGAGUGCGUGCGCGUCUACGACGUGCACACGUGCAAGUGAGGGAGGGACAAAGCUGAUUGCUGGACUACAAGUGCUGCCCCCACGCUCCGCCCUCCUGCACGACUUCCCAUGUUUCCAAACGCUUAACAUACUCACACUCACUGACUCCUUCAUCCAUUCACUCACUGAGGCCCUGAUGGCACGCCAGCAAAGGACAACUUGUUUUAUUUUGAAAAACCCUGUCCCAGAAUCCGCCCCCCCAUUCUUCCAGCAUUGGAACCCUCCCCAUUGUCUUUAUUUAUUUCCCCCCUUCAUGCCAGCACAACAAUCUGUGUUGCACGUACAGUAACACUUUUAUACCUGUUGAUGCAGCAAAAAAAGAAAAAGAAAAGAAAAAUAAGUUAUCAGACUUUAUUUGCUUUUGAAAAAAAAAAAAACAUCUUCUGACUAACACCUCACCUCUCCGGCACGUCUCGGCUGUCUUUUUUUGAGGGGGGGGGGGGUUCUGGAACUAAGCCGAGCUCCAACUGGCCGGAGACCAUGACUUUGUAACUACUGAACCGAAAGGACCCGUUCCUAUGUAAACUACUGAGCUGGUGAACCCCCCACCUCCCCUACACACACACACACACACACACACACACACACACACACACAGGCUGACUCGACCGCCCUAGUCAACCCGGAGAAGAUAUAUAUGCUACACUCUUGAUUUUUAUAGUCCUGCAUUUUUGAAAUAUCACCAUUGGGCUGGAGGUAUGCGGCAUGUGUGUGAACAAGCAUGCUCAUUCCACCAACAGCCAUACACGUGCGUGUGCGAGUGUGUGCAUGUGUGUGUUUGUUUGUGUGUGCGAGUGUCUCUGUGCAGCCACUUCCUAGAGGCUUAACAUCUGAAGCGUUGUUGAUGCGGUCAAACUCGUCUCAUGAAGGACGACUUUGUUCCUGUUCUUCGCUCAUGACCCCUCAUAAUGCAACGCGCUCCUGCAUUAAAAAUCAAGGCUGUUUUCAGCAUCCACUUUAAUUCUGGUUUCAAGAGGAAAAGUGAUUCUAGGGAGAUCUAUUGUUUUUCAUUUAACAAUCAUCGGGUUCAUUGGAGAGGAUUUUGUUAGGAGGAAAAUCUUUCAUCCUUGUAAAAAAAUAAGGGGGACGUGUGAAGACAUGUGGAGCCGAGUAGCUUCUGAUUGGCUUUCACACCCUUCCUUUAUCCUUUCCUCCCUUCCUUCCCUCAUCCCUGUCUUCCUUCCCUCUGCAAUUUCUCUUGGUUGGACAAUUGAAGCUUUAGGGAAGUCUGAUUUAUAAUCUACGCCCGCGUACACCCACAAAACCACCCGAGCGAGCUCCUGGUUUUCUUUUUUAGAUAUUUAAAGGACAAUUGUGUAAUUUUAUUCCCACCGUAACCCGAGGUGA
Gasterosteus aculeatus aculeatus (three-spined stickleback) is the source of this 2605-nucleotide messenger RNA. It is a transcript of the gene wnt3, whose product is annotated as wingless-type MMTV integration site family, member 3. Gene Ontology annotation, cellular component: extracellular region. Gene Ontology annotation, biological process: cell fate commitment; neuron differentiation; canonical Wnt signaling pathway. Lineage: Eukaryota; Metazoa; Chordata; Actinopteri; Perciformes; Gasterosteidae. The record is from RefSeq and is a predicted model, not a curated record. Gene Ontology annotation, molecular function: cytokine activity; frizzled binding.